Molecule: messenger RNA, 849 nt
Organism: Medicago truncatula (barrel medic)
Lineage: Eukaryota; Viridiplantae; Streptophyta; Magnoliopsida; Fabales; Fabaceae
Product: cucumisin-like
Exons: 6
Coding region: 1-849 (282 amino acids)
Biological process (GO): proteolysis
Molecular function (GO): serine-type endopeptidase activity
Source: RefSeq, a predicted model, not a curated record
AUGGAUUAUAGAUAUUAUAUUGGGCAUUUGUUUCUCCUCCUUAGUCUUACUUAUCUUCCGGUGAAAUGUUACUCAUCGUCUCAAGAUGAUCUAAAGACUUAUAUUGUCUACACUGGAAACAACAUCAACGAUGAAACUUCUUCGUUGUUCCUUUACCAAAAUAUGCUACAACAAGUUGCAAAGAGUAAUUCUACACCAAAGUCCGUACUCCACCAUUACAAGCGUGCCUUCAGUGGAUUUACGGCAAAACUAACAGUGGAAGAAGCCGACAAAAUGGUUGGAUUUCCUGAAUACUUGGAGAGAGAACACAAUGAAUGUGAUGUCAUAACUGGAAUCAUUGAUUCUGGAAUUUGGCCGGAAUCAGAAAGUUUCAACGAUAAAGAAUAUAGUCCACCACCAAGCAAAUGGAAGGGCAUUUGCCAAGCUUCUGAUUUCGCCUGUAACAACAAAAUAAUUGGAGCUACAUAUUAUAGAAGUAUGUAUGGAGAUGACUUCAUUAAAAAUAUCAUAUCUCCAAGAGACACAAAUGGACAUGGGACUCAUACAUCAUCAAUAGCGGCUGGGAACCUAGUUAGCAUGGAAGUAGACAUUCUUGCCGCAUUUGAUGAUGCCAUUGCUGAUAGGGUUGACAUAAUAUCAAUCUCAAUUGGAGGAAAGAGGGACAAUAGUAAAUAUUUUAGAGAUGUAUUAUCCAUUGGAGCAUUCCAUGCAAUGCAAAAUGGAAUAUUAACUGUACUUCCGGCUGAAAAUUCAGGUCCACAACGUUCAUCCUUAACAAAUUUUUCACCUUGGGUAAUUGUUGUUGGUGCAAGUACCAUAGAUAGAAAGUUCAUAGGUCCAAUUAGGUGA